GUGUCUGCUUCACCUCCCCUCACACCUGUCCAGUGGUGCACCUCCCAGGCUUCUCUGACCCAGCUGGAUUAGGAUCUCCAGCCGGGCCCCACGCUGACAGCAGAAGACAGACCAACACGUCUCUGUUGGGUUUGUUAGGGACGUGACGGAGACGGUGGGGACGUUUAUCUGUUUUAUGACCUGAUAAGGCAGCAGGACGAGCCUCAGAUCUGGUUAUAAUUUAACCAGAAACCGCUCCCAUCAGCACACACAAGCUCUGUGUCGCUCGGUCCAGGAAGUCGACUGUUCGCCUGUGGAGCUGACAUCAAGCGGGUAGGAUAAAACUUUUCCUGUGAAGCCGACGGUGCAGUCCUAACCAGCCGCUAACCAGAAACCUCGGUUAAAGCUAAAGAUGGAGAUGGAUGACGACUGCUGUUUCCAUGGAAACAACAUCUUUAGCAUCCUGAACCAACGGGGUUCUCACCUGAGAAGCGAAAAGCGAGAUGCUCUUGUCUUGAACGUGUUGUUGCUAGGUGACAGACAAAGUGGGAGGAGUUCUGUGGGGAACGCUCUGAUUGGUGGACAGGAGUUUCCCACGGGGAUCUGUGCUCCAGGCGUUUCCAAGACAACGGGAUGUCAGAUCCGCAGCAGAAGCUUUCCUGGGUAUUUCAGGAGGCAGGGGGCGGAGUCAGACCUUGUGUUACGAAUGAUUGACACACCCACUGUGUGGCCCCGCCCACAGACUCUGCAUGAACACUGCCCUGAGGGCGUGCACGUGCUCAUGAUUGUAGUGAGAACAGACCAGCCACCUGAAAACACACGACUGCAGCUUUAUGCACAGAGCGUCUUCGGUCCAGACUGGAAUCGCCACACAACGCUCAUCUUUACUCAUGCUGACCUUCUGCAAGAGGCGGGGCUUCAGCCAUCUGCCUACCUUGCCCACACCACCGAUUGGCUGAAAGCACUGGCUAAAGAAGUUGGGGGUGGAGUCAGUUUCUUAGACAACACCUCCGAUUGGCCGUUAAUAAGAGGACGUCCACUGAGAGACCAACUUCUCCGUCUUUCAGCCAGAAACCAUCACCGAGCUCUGAAGAUCCGGGCGGAGGUCUGAUGGAAGACGUAUUUUUGUUGUUAUUGGUUUCAUUGGGUUACUAAUAAUAAACGAUAAUCAUUGGACUGAA
Nothobranchius furzeri (turquoise killifish) is the source of this 1160-nucleotide messenger RNA. Its product is annotated as GTPase IMAP family member GIMD1. The record is from RefSeq and is a predicted model, not a curated record. Gene Ontology annotation, molecular function: GTP binding. NCBI's taxonomy places the organism in Eukaryota, Metazoa, Chordata, Actinopteri, Cyprinodontiformes, Nothobranchiidae.